Messenger RNA from Temnothorax curvispinosus, 851 nucleotides. RefSeq names its product putative nuclease HARBI1. The annotation marks the transcript as partial. Lineage: Eukaryota; Metazoa; Arthropoda; Insecta; Hymenoptera; Formicidae. The record is from RefSeq and is a predicted model, not a curated record. The transcript has 2 exons.
AACCCUUAGUAGACACAAUUUGGGAUAUGUUAUAUUUUCUUAAAUCAAGACUGUGGUAAUUUGCAGUGAAUAUGGCUCUUGAGUAUUUAGCGUGGAACUUAAUACUGCUGCAAGAAAGGAUACGUCGAUUAGAACGGCGUGUAGAGAGAAGACAUCUGAGAGAUGCUCAGAAUCCGUUUCAUCUCCCACGAAAUGAAUUUAUCAACUAUUUUCGCCUUACUCCAGAACUUGUGAUCCACAUAACAAAUGAGAUACAAGCUGAUUUACAAAGCGAACGAAUUGCCGGCAUAACGCCAGAAAUAAAAGUAUUGAUUGCUAUACAAUUCUACGCGCAAGGCAGCUAUCAAAGAAGUAUUGGUAAUCAAGUUGAAUUAAAUGUUAGCCAGACAGCAACAAGUCGUUGCCUCCAUGCUGUGACAAAUGCGAUCAAUCAGCGCUUGUUGCGUAGAUGGGUGAAAUUCCAAAUGACCGAAAUAAAUCGGCAGCGAGCACGUGAAAAGUUCUCAGUUGCUGCACAGCCAUUCGAAGGUGCCAUAGGUGCUAUAGAUUGCACUUUUGUUCAUAUCUUAGCCCCUCAUGAACACGAAGAAACCUUCGUUAAUCAUCAUGGUAACUAUUCCCUGAACGUGCAAGCUAUUGUUGGCCCAGAUAUGGAGUUGCUUAAUAUCAAUGCGAGAUAUCCAGGUGCACGAAAUGAUGCAUACAACUGGAGUGAUGCUGGAUAUCCAUUGGAACCGUGGCUCAUGACACCUUUGGCCGAUUUUCCCGAAAACACCCAACAAUUCCAAUACACACAGCAGCUUUGCAAAGCAAGAAAUGUUGUUGAACGUUUCUUUGGUGUCUUCAAAUCC